Messenger RNA from Nannizzia gypsea CBS 118893, 420 nucleotides. RefSeq names its product GMF family protein. Gene Ontology annotation, cellular component: actin cortical patch. Bases 1 to 420 code for a protein of 139 amino acids. Lineage: Eukaryota; Fungi; Ascomycota; Eurotiomycetes; Onygenales; Arthrodermataceae. The record is from RefSeq and is a predicted model, not a curated record. The transcript has 4 exons. Gene Ontology annotation, molecular function: Arp2/3 complex binding; actin binding. Gene Ontology annotation, biological process: negative regulation of Arp2/3 complex-mediated actin nucleation; actin filament debranching.
AUGUCGGACUCACGCCUGUACUCCUUCUCUCCCGAGACGAGAGAGAAGCUGCGCAAGUUCCGCCUGGGAACUUCGAGAGCCAAAGAUCCGCAGGCUAUAAUAUAUAUGAUCGAUGCAAAGAGCCAGGAGAUCCGGCCGGUGGACGAGGAGGUCUACUCCAAGAUGGAAGAUCUGGCAGACGAGCUACCCGACUCUUCACCUCGAUUCAUCCUACUCAGCUAUCCCUUGACCCUGGCUGGCCGCCUUGCCGUCCCCUAUGUGCUGCUCUACUACCUGCCCGAGAACUGCAACCCGACACAGCGGAUGAGUUAUGCCGGUGCCGUGGAGCUGAUGAGGAGCACGGCGGAGGUAAACCGAGUAAUCGAAGUCGAGAGCGAGAUGGACGUCAUCGAGAUCGAGAAGAGGCUUCAGGCCGCAUAA